Molecule: messenger RNA, 375 nt
Organism: Anisakis simplex (herring worm)
Lineage: Eukaryota; Metazoa; Nematoda; Chromadorea; Rhabditida; Anisakidae
Source: the annotation of a GenBank genome assembly
AUGAGCACAUCAUACAAUCGCACGUCGUCUUAUAAUCGAACCUAUGAAAAAAGGGUAAUUGAAGAGUCACCGCGAGUUGUCAUCAGUAACACCAUGCGUAUACCGCAAGUGGCCACUGCUCAGAUUCAAGCACCUUUCGGAUCAAUUGCGGGCACUAUUUCAUCACAGCAAAGUGGUGUAGAGGAUUCGUUUAGUGCUACUAUCGAUGUGUCACAGUUUAAGGCCGAAGAUCUUAAGGUUGCCGUUAUUGGUGAGUUCAUUGUGGUUGAGGCAAAGCAUCCAGAAAGAGAAGACGAAUUGGGUUUUGUUGAAAGACAUUUUAUAAGGUCUGAAUUCAUUCCCGACAUUGACUGUAAUCGUUUUCAUCAUCACUGA